Miniopterus natalensis is the source of this 2479-nucleotide messenger RNA. It is a transcript of the gene ZNF213, whose product is annotated as zinc finger protein 213. Lineage: Eukaryota; Metazoa; Chordata; Mammalia; Chiroptera; Miniopteridae. Gene Ontology annotation, molecular function: DNA-binding transcription activator activity, RNA polymerase II-specific; RNA polymerase II cis-regulatory region sequence-specific DNA binding. Gene Ontology annotation, cellular component: nucleus. Gene Ontology annotation, biological process: regulation of transcription by RNA polymerase II. The record is from RefSeq and is a predicted model, not a curated record.
CGCGCCGGCGAGGCUGCUGGGGAUCAAGCGCGGGACUCCGGCCGGUCUGCGUUCCCGCCUGCCGCGCGUCCUGCCGAGCGACCCUGGGGUUUGUGUCCACAUGCUGUCCCAGCUGCCACAGGGAAUCCCCCUGGGAGACUGAAGGGCAGGCUCCUGGGUUGAGGCCCACCAACCCUGAGCCUUAGGCCAGGGGAAUGGCAGCCCCCCUGGAAUCUCAGGACCAGGCCCCUGGGGAGGGAGAAGGGCUUCUAAUUGUGAAGGUGGAAGAUUCCUCCUGGGAUCAGGACUCUGCCCAGCAAGAGGACAGCAGGGAUUCUGAGGCCUGCCGCCAGCGCUUUCGGCAGUUCUGCUACAGGGAUGCGGGCGGGCCUCAUGAAGCCUUCAGCCAGCUAUGGGAGCUCUGCUGCCGCUGGCUGCGACCUGAACUGCGCACCAAGGAACAAAUCUUGGAGCUGCUCGUGCUGGAGCAGUAUCUGAGUGUGUUGCCUGGGGGUGUCCAGGACUGGGUGCGAGAGCGGUGCCCAGUGAGUGGCGAGGAAGCCGUUGCCUUGGUGGAGGACCUGCAGAAGCAGCCAGUGAAAGCAUGGCCUCAGGAUGUGCCCUCAGAGGAGGUGGAACCUGAGGCUGCAGUCCAGGGAUCUCAGGCCAAGGGACCUUCCCCGAAGGCGGGGGCACAAAGCCAGCCACCUGUACCCUGGGAGCAGCACAGCCAUGGUGCCCAGCUUCCUGCUCUUCUUAAAGAGGGGAAUGCCAAACAGAAAACGAAUGCCUGCUUUGCCCCCGAGAUCCAUGGACCUGUGACAUUUGGAGACAUUCCCUUCUAUUUCUCCCAGGAAGAAUGGGGGUCCCUGGACCCUGCUCAGCGGGAUCUUUUCUGGGACAUAAAGCGGGAAAAUUCCCGGAACAUUGCCAUAGGUUUGGGACUCAAGAGCCAAAGGGGGCCAUCCCGGCUGGAGGAGGCGGUGAGGGUGCUCCCAGGCCAGGAGGGCAGCGAUGUGACUGUGGCCUGGAGCCCUGAGGAGGCAGAGUCCUGGGAGAGCGAGGCCCGGCCAGGGGCGCCAUUGGAGCCAACGGUGGGGGCGAGGAGGGGGCGGCCCUCCACGCGCAGGCGACAGUUCCGAGACCUGGCAGCCGAGAAGCCACACAGCUGUGGCCAGUGCGGCAAGUGCUUCCGCUGGGGCUCAGACCUGGCGCGCCACCAGCGCACGCACACAGGCGAGAAGCCCCACAAGUGCCAGGAGUGCGAAAAGAGCUUCCGCAGCUCCUCGGACCUGGUGCGCCACCAGGGCGUGCACACGGGCCAGAAGCCCUUUUCCUGUUCUGAGUGUGGCAAGAGCUUCAGCCGCAGCGCCUACCUGGCAGACCACCAGCGCAUCCACACGGGUGAGAAGCCCUUUGGCUGCAGCGACUGUGGCAAGAGCUUCUCGCUGCGCUCUUACUUGCUGGACCACCGGCGCGUGCACACUGGCGAGCGGCCCUUUGGCUGCGGAGAGUGCGACAAGAGCUUUAAGCAGCGCGCCCACCUCAUUGCCCACCAGAGCCUGCAUGCCAAGAUGGCCCAGCCCGUCGGGUGAAGGCUGGUGGGAUCUUCUGGGAGGCGAAGCACCAGGAUGGCCAUCUCCCUCUGCUGCCACCUUCUGCAACCACUACCCCUACUGCCCUGCCCUGCUCUGCCCCAGAACCUGGUCAACACUCCCAAGUAAUGGAAAUCUCCUGUGACCUUGUGGCCAUUCUUCCUGCCCUCUGGCUUCCUGGAACCCCAGCACAUUCCUGGCAGGUGGCUUUAGCAUGGGAGAAAGGCUGAGGCAGCAGGGAAGUGUGAGGACUCCAGCAGGGCCUGGGGUCCCCCAUCCAAGAAACUCCCCUCAGCCUUGCUUGUCCUGGGGCUCUUCAUUCCUUGCCUUCUUGGCCAGGUCCAUGGGCUAGGCCCUCUGCCCUGCCAACCUGUGCCUUCCCACAGGGGUGGAGGACAGGCUUUGACCACUAGGGUGCUGACAGGCUCUAGGAGGGACAGUCAGCCCACAUCUGUGAAGAUAUGGGUCCUGGGUGGGGCCUAAAGGGUUUUCUGGCCUCCACCCCUCCCAUUUCCAGACCAUGACCACUCUGCCCUAUCCUGGCGACAUGGAAGUUGCCUGCCACUGAUUUCCACUGACUUCCCCCUUGAGAGCCAUCCUCUGCUGAGACUAGCGGUGGCUCCAGGGACUGGAGGUCUACUGUGAAGACCAAGAUCAGGGCCAGUGGAAACCCACUGCUCCCAUGCUCCCCUCCAGAUACGGGGGUGGGGGUAGAGGGGGAUGUUACUUAACACUAGCACUCUGUGAGCACUUUGUCACUGACUCCUUAGGCACUGCAUUCCAUGUUGUCUGCAUUGUCUGCAAAUUGGCAUUCACAGGGACACACCACAGGCUCUCCAAAGGAGCUCAAUCCAGCCUGCCUCAAAAGGGAGCAGGAAAAGGGUUUGAAUAAAUGUGGAAACUUC